This is a messenger RNA of Rubroshorea leprosula, 1529 nucleotides long. Lineage: Eukaryota; Viridiplantae; Streptophyta; Magnoliopsida; Malvales; Dipterocarpaceae. The record is from the annotation of a GenBank genome assembly.
UUCCACGAUUGAACUUGAAUCAAUCAGAGAAAAUUCAUCCCAAAACUCAUCAACUUCAAAAGCCUUAUACCCUCUAUACCUUUCUUCUUUCUUUCCUCUUUCUCUGUCAUUUGUAACCAAAGUCUCUAGUUGAACCUCUCUAGUCUACUUGUAUGCGAGGUUUGUUCCGGCGAGGUGUUUGAAUCUCAGGUUGGAGGCUGUCUGAUCAUCAAUUCAAGGGAUUCAGUGAAUGCACUACAGAGAUAACAAAAUAAAUAAUUGAGGGUUUGGCAGCAAUAGCAAGAAAACGAUCGAAUUAUAUAGAGAGAUUAUGAAGGCAAUGACAGAAGGCAAAUUAGAGAUCCAUGAUGAAGAAAAAAAUGGAGGGAGUAGUGAAGCGAUGUCUGCAUCCUCAACAUCCCACAAGUGUUCAUCAUUUGACUUGAAUGAAGAAGCCAAUUACAGUAAUGAUGAAGAGGAUUAUCAUAGCAUUUCCAAGGUCAAUGAAGACGACGAGAAGAGAACGGAAGAAGGGAGUUCCAGCAAUAAUAAUAAUGUUAGCAGCAGUGAUGGAAGAAAGGACAGAAGGGCGGUUAGGCAGUAUGUGAGGUCGAAAUUGCCUCGUCUCCGGUGGACUCCUGACCUCCAUCUCUCUUUUGUUCAUGCUGUUGAAAGACUUGGUGGCCAAGAGAAAGCAACUCCAAAGUUAGUUCUUCAGUUGAUGAAUGUGAGGGGACUCAGCAUUGCACAUGUAAAGAGUCACUUGCAGAUGUACAGAAGUAAGAAGCUUGAUGAGGCAGGACAAGUAUUAGGCCUAAAUUAUAGAUCACUACAGGGAAGAGAUGAUAUUAGAAGCAUAUUGCACCGGCAGAUUUCUUUAAGUCCACAUCAACACUUCAAAAUGGAGAGUGGUGGAAUUGUUCUAACUAGAGAAUCUACCUUCACUCAAACUCCUUUCCAAUCUUCCUUCCCCUACAGAUCACUAGAUUUCAAUAAAGCUGGCUUUCUAAGGGACAAUAAUGCCUUCUCCAACAUUCAAGGUCAGUCGAACCAAAUCCAUGCAAUGGAAACAGCAAUGCGAAUUGGCCCCAUGAGACCUGCCCGGUUUCUCGAGGAGAAGAGGUGGCCACCAUUGGAAAUGGUUAAUAACCGACGGCAAUUCAAUGGGAACAUGAUGACCAAGGAGAACUUCCAAACUAGAAUUUUUCCAAGCUCAAAUGAAAUGAACCUUGGAAACAACAGAAUGGUGAGGCAAUUCCUCUCCAACACGAACGAGUCGUCAUUGAGCAAAUUCAGUAGCUUCCAACAAGAGUUUGAGACCCCCUUUCGGUUGGAGAAAAGGAAGGAAUGGUUGCCUGACCUACAACUAAGACUGUGCCAAAGAGUUGAUGAUGAAAAGAGUACAAAUUAUAAAGGCACAAAUGAAAUUAUUAGCACUAAGCUUUCACUUUCUUAAUUAGAUCAAAGGAUGAUUUGAUAUUGAUAUAAUUUUUCACCAUUGUUAAUCCUCGAAUGUGAUUUUGUAGUGACAAUAAGAAGAGGCAAUACAU